GUUCCCUGGCAGUCGGGAGAACAAUGGAAUGUGCAGCAGCAGUAUCUGGUGUGGCGCUUAUGGCCACCCUAUCGAUGUUGCUGCCGCACUUAGCAGCGGUGCAUCUCAGUCUGCUGGCACUGCUGCUGUUCUGCUCACUCUGUCUUGUGGCUGGUCUCAUCUUGGAGCUUCUUGGGCAGCAUCCGCUGGCCUCCGAACGCUGGGAGCACUACCUGGACGAGCUGCAGCUGCUGGCCCAUCACGCGCUGCCGGAGCACGUGCCGGCGCCGACGGUGGCAGUGCCGCCCGCGGUGCCGCCCGAGCCAGCCGGCGACGCCUUCCAGGCCGAGCUUAUCGGCCUCGUGGGCGAUGUCGAGCGUCAGUACAUCCUCAGCUGGUACUCCGAUAUCAGCCGUGAGAUGUCGUUCCCGCGUCGGGGCAAGGCGCUGCUGGAUGAGGCGGUGUACGAGCUGGCCGGACGCGCCUCCUCGCUAAACGCGCGCCGUCUACUGAUCCGCGUGACGCGGCUGUUCCACCUACACUACGAGCGCCACAGGCGGGCGGCGGCCCGCGCCGGCCGCCGGCCCCUGCAGGCUGUGUAUCGGUACCGGCACCCGGUGAGCCGCGGCCGACUCGCUGAGCCGGCCUACCUGACCGCCAUGGCCGGCCGCCUUCUGCGUGAGCUGGUGCCUGCGCGGAUUCGCCUCCUCGGCUCACCUGAGCUCUUCCUGGACCGUAUUCUGGCCAGCGCCGUGCUGCGCAACCUGCUGGACCGCGUGAGCGAGCCGGCCACCUUGCAGCGCUGGCUGCUGGAGGCGUUAGCCGAGCCGCGCCCUUCGCCCGAGCCGGCAGUCGUGCCGCCGCCGUCUGUGGCCGCCUGUGGCCCGUUCGCCAAGCUGUGGCGGCCGGCGGAGCGAGUUGCCGACUCGGCGGCAGGCCUCAGCAGUUUCCCGUUCGGCGGCGACAGUGUAGUGCUGGGCAUCACGGAGGAGGAGUACCGACGGCAGGUGGAUGCGGAGGCGGAACGCCACUGGCGGGCCAAGGAACGCGCCCGCCGCCGCCGGCGCCGGAUGCAGCACCGGCGCAGCAACAGCCUGGACGACGCGAGCACGCCGGAGCGAGAGACGGAGCUGGCGGCGCAGCGCGGGCCGGGCGCCACGGAGGAGAGACCCGAGGGCCGCGCUGGCGGCGGCAUUGCCCGCAGCGCCAGCAGUGGCAGUAUUCCGACCCGGGCUCGCGCCAAGUUCCAGAGCAUGCUGCAGUCCGCCGCGCAGGGAAUCGCCAAGAAGGCGCCCCCGCUGACGUCAAGCCGCUUUUACGAGGAGUCGGACGACUUCGCCGGCACGAUCGCCAAGCUGCGGGCCGUGCUGGAGGAGCGCCGCCAGCUGAGCGGCAGCCUGAGCAGCGGCACUGACACGCCCAGCUACAGCAGCUGCCCGCCGCGGCUGUUUCACCGCGACAGCAGCUCGGCCAGCUCCAACUGCUCACCGGGGCCGCGCUCGCUCGAGGGGCUGGUGCACCGCGACUCUGCCGCCUCCAUCUACAGCGCAAAGUCCGAGCGGGAGCUGGACCUGGCGGCAUUCCCAGAGGAGAUUUUUGAGGCGGCCGAGCUGCCGAUGGACGGCCGCAUCUUUAUGAACGUGGUUAUCAGCGGCACGGAGACGCAGCGCGAACGGGCCGGCGGCGAAUACACCCUGUACACGGUCCAGUACGAUGGCCUGUAUCUGGCGGCCGCCGAGGGGGACGACCCCGAACAGUCCGAGACGUCCAUGGUGCUCAAGACGAACGUGGUGCGGCGUCGGUUCCGCGAGUUCCUCAACCUGCACGCCCGCCUGGAGGCCAGCCCCGCGUAUCGGCACCUGCUCCGAGGCAUCAAGGAGCCUAGCCGGUGGCAAACAUUGCCAUUCAGCCGGCUGGACAGCGCCGCGAUCGUGUCCCGGCGCACCUUCCUGGAGCGGUACCUCUGCCAGCUGUGCGCCAGACCCGAGAUAUCCACCAGCGACGAGCUCAAGGAGUUCAUGGCCUACGAGACGGACGGCAGCAUCGCCUUCAUUCGCAAGCCGGCCAUCAACGUGCCGCGGAUAGACCAGAUGUUCACCAAGACAAUGUCGGGCGUGCUGAAGACGAUCCGCACGGCACUGCCCAGCUUCGACAGCGGCGAGUCGCAACGAAAACACUCUGAGGAGCGCCGACCCGUCAGCAUCGGCUACAAGUACAACGUCCACGUGAUGUGCGGCACCGACGAGCAGAUGUCACCGGUGGAGAUGCAUCUGAAGGAGCUGAUCGUGGAGUGGGACAAGCUGUCGGCGGUGCCACUGCAGCGCACGGGCACGUCGACCGUCGGUCGCUCAGGCACCGACGACAGCGACUCGGACGCCUCCUUUGAGGACGAGACGCAGCAGUACGAGCGUCACCUGCCGCUGUCGGCGGCGCUGAUAGACCUGGUCGUGGAAGUGCUGCGACCGGCUGGCCAUUGUGCCGCCAGCGGAACGGCCGUGCGCGCCGCCAAGGUGCUGGUGGGACGGCUGGCAGAGCACUCGCUCCAGCGCUCGCUGGACCAGCUGUUCCGGCCGGCCGCGUGCGUCAACUACCUUCGGAUGCUGCGCGAGACGCUGUUCUCGUCGGAGCCGGAGCCGGAGGCGACGCCGCGCCCCGACGAGCUUCGUUCGGCCACCAUCGCUGCCAUCGUGGACCUCAGUGGUGUGGUCGGUGUGGUGCUGGGCCGCUCGACCCUAGAGCAGGUGGUCGCCAGUCUGCUGGACUCUCUCCAGUCGCCGCGCAUCAACCGAGAUCUGGCUCUGCAGCUGCUUGACGUCCUGCUGAUGGACCUGGUGCCCGACCUGGCCACGGCCACUGGGCCUGUCAGUGAUCGGUGAAUGUAUUGUCGCUCGGGAGAUGGCGCUGCCAGCAUCGACUGAAGCCGCUGCAGGGGUGACGUGAGCCUCGUCUAUGAUUCUCUGGUUUCUGGGGACCGGCGUCCACCCGCUUCCCCCGUCUCUCACUCCCUUCUGCCUACUGCCGACUUCGCUGCCCACGGGCGGACUGCGGUCCAGCCCCAGCCGGGUGGUUCCACUGUUGUCGGCUGGCGCGGCGUGAUUGCCCGCUGCUUUUGACUCAGUGCAUCCCCUCUCUGAUCGUUGUGUCAAUUCAUUCCACGCUGGACACCACAUCGAUGCGGAACGACGUCGAUGUGACGAGCUUGUCGAGCUCCGCGGCGCGAUGCGAUGUACUGUUGUGCGGUCUACCCUUUCCAUUUGUUACAAUGUGCGAGUUUUGUGUAGUGGCAUCUUGCGUGCAAGCGCUUGGAGCAUAUUUGCGAAUAUUUUGGGUAUAACCGAAACGCGUCCGUACACAUUCGCGGUCUAGCUGGUACAGCUAGCUACUAGGGAGUACUGGGGCCGCGAAAUGUGCGCGCAGGAUGCCGUUGUGUGGAUCUGUGCGAGCGGAGCUUAUGCCGACAGCGUAUGCCACGGGCAUCCAACCUCUCCGAAUCUCAGCAGAUCUGACAGUCGGCGCGUGUUGCAGUUGGUCAUAUGGCCGCGGCAAUGUGGACGGCGUCAGCACAGGACGCGCCAGGGGUCGGGGAUGGGGCGAGGGUCUGCGCGGGACGUGCCAGGGGUCCGGGAUAGGACUGGCGUCAGCAUAGGACGCGCCAGGGGUCGGGGAUAGGGCGAGGGUCUGCGCAGGACGUGCCAGGGGUACGGGAUAGGACUGACGUCAGCAUAGGACGCGCCAGGGGCCGGGGAAAGGGCGAGGGUCUGCACGGGACGCCCCAGGGGUACGGGGAUAGGGCGAGGGUCUGCACGGGACGCGUCGGGAGUUCGGGGAUAGGGCGAAGGUCUUAACGGGACGCGCCAGGGGCACGGGGAUAGGGUUGGCGUCUGCGCAUGACGCGCCAGGGGUACGGGGAUGGGGUUGGCGUCUGCACAUGACGCGCCAGGGGUACGGGGGUAGGGAUGGCGCGGCCUUGAUCAUUCGCCAGUACGCCCGGAAGUGGGACCGGAACCUAUCCAUGCGGGCUGGCUCCAUAUCUGGGACGCUAUUGCGGAUUGUCCACCGAUUUUUUGCAUUAGUGGCAGGCGCAAUGAUUAUAUAUCUGGAUAUUUCUGACUGACAUAUAUGGGGAGAUUGGACGGCUAUUCGAAACAUGGUACCACAACGUUAUCAUUGAAAUGUUCAACGUCAGGAGACUAGGGAGCACGCAAGCUAUUGUUAGUGACUGAGGGGUGGAGAGGUGGCUGAGAGGCUGAGAGGCUGAGGGGCUGAGAGGCUGGAGGGGUGGCUUAGAGA
This is a messenger RNA of Pollicipes pollicipes, 4269 nucleotides long. RefSeq lists its product as uncharacterized. The coding region runs from base 24 to 2855 and encodes 943 amino acids. Lineage: Eukaryota; Metazoa; Arthropoda; Thecostraca; Pollicipedomorpha; Pollicipedidae. The transcript is spliced from 15 exons. Gene Ontology annotation, cellular component: intracellular membrane-bounded organelle. Gene Ontology annotation, molecular function: phosphatidylinositol binding. The record is from RefSeq and is a predicted model, not a curated record.